UCUAGUCUUGUAGACUGACGAGGCAGUGGGACUCUCGUCCGGGACGUACCCGUAGGCUGGGGCGGCCUCUGCGGCGUUAGCUGCGCGGAGGCAGGAUUUUCCGGGAGAGAAUCUUCAUUCAAAGCUUUGCUGACCACCGAAGAUGGCAAACAAGGGGCCCUCACCUUCUACAUCCCCUGAGAACUCCAGUGCAGGCGGACCCAGUGGGAGCAGCAAUGGUGCUGGUGAGAGUGGAGGGCAGGACAGUACAUUUGAGUGCAACAUAUGCCUGGACACAGCCAAGGACGCUGUCAUCAGCCUGUGUGGCCAUCUCUUCUGUUGGCCAUGUUUACAUCAGUGGCUGGAGACCAGACCUAAUAGACAGGUGUGUCCAGUUUGCAAAGCUGGUAUCAGCCGAGACAAGGUCAUCCCUCUCUAUGGCAGGGGCAGCACUGGGCAGCAGGAUCCCAGAGAGAAGACUCCUCCUCGUCCUCAAGGCCAGAGGCCAGAGCCGGAGAAUAGAGGGGGAUUUCAAGGAUUUGGAUUUGGAGAUGGUGGCUUCCAGAUGUCUUUUGGAAUUGGAGCAUUUCCUUUUGGGAUAUUUGCCACAGCAUUUAACAUAAAUGAUGGGCGGCCUCCUCCAGCUGUCCCUGGGACACCCCAGUAUGUGGAUGAGCAGUUCCUGUCACGCCUUUUCCUGUUUGUGGCCCUGGUGAUCAUGUUCUGGCUCCUGAUUGCCUAAUGCCAGGCUCCUGUCCAUAUCCACGGCAGGUCCUCUGGAUUGGUGAUGUGCCACCCCUACUCCUGGUGUUUGGCUUCCUGGCUAACCCUGACCUCUGUAAACAGUGGGGUCAGUAACACUUCAAGGAGUCUUGCUCUUUCAUCAGAGCUGUGGAACUCAAGACCAGUUGGCGAGUACUCCCAAGUAUCAGCACUGCUGUAAACACCUUUCUCUAAUCUCAGGCCUUGGUGUUGAGUCCCCACUCAUGGGUAGCACCAUGAAAUCCUGUUCCAGCCAACUCAGCAGGUCCUGACUCUGCACAGGGAAGAAGUGGGAAGAAAGAAACUAUCAGAGUGCAAUUUCACAUAAGUUUUAUACAAAAACAAAGGGAUGAACCAAAUGGUAUUUAUGAAAAUUUUCUUUCAUCUCUUUAAAUUCCCUUGUUAAGUAGCUUCUGAAGCCAGUGGAACCUGGAAAGCUUCCAGAUCCCAGUGCUGCUCUGUCCCCCUGCACCCACCCCCUGCACAUCUUCUUCAGCAGAGAUAUAGAAUCUACUGUCCCAGGAAGAUCAUAAUCACAGCAGCUGAAACUAAAAUCACUUCAUGAAUUCACCAGAGACCCAGAGAUCCCAAGGUUCUAGGCCUUACUCUUUGGCCCCAGAGAGCAGCUUGAAUGACCUCUUCGUUUCCUGGUAUAGAUUGGCCCUUAUGAGACAUGUCGCUUCACUCACAAAUUUCCCAUCAGCUUUCCCCUUAAAACUAUGCAUCUGCUUCUCUUUGCCAGAGGCAAACAGCCUAUACUACUGCUGAAACUGGGACUGCAUUAGAAAUGACCUGGAGUUGGGCCUUUGGUGGGAUUCAGAGCUUUGACACAGGAACAACUGGAACAAGUGGCCCUAUCCCCUAGGCCACAGAAGCUCUGAGUACUUUUUCUUCCAGAACUUGCCCAGAGGAAACUGGAGGCUUUAUCAAGUCAGCCUAGCUGCUUGUGGAAGACAACCACAUCAGAAGCCAAGUUGUCCUUUAUGAAGAGGCAGGUUGGGGAAAAACCCAUCUGUGAACCUGAUUUUGGUGUGGCUUGAUAGAGUCCCUUGAAAACUCCUUGUAUGUGUGCUAAAACCAAGGAAGCAUGUGCCUCCUGAUCAGGCAACCUCUAAUGAUUUGUAAAACCAGGUAGCAGGGCCCAGGGAAUCUCAGCACAGUAGCGAAAUGUGAUGAUCUUUCCUGUAUAAUCCAGGGGAAAUGAUUCUUCCUAAGUUCUUGUUAUUUUUUUGAUUUCAUAAACUUAUUCAUCUGAAUCUGAUAGUAGGAGUGUGGUGCUAGGCAGGUAGGGCAGUUUACCUGGUGGGAUAAUUCUUGUUCUUCCAGCCAGGCUUCAUCUAAUUUUCUAGAGACAUUGAUGGUGAAAGGAUAUGGACUUCUGCUGGGGCCUCUGGCUCACUUUGCUAGUCCACACUUUCCUGGCUCACCACUAGCAAUAGUAGAAAAGCCCCACCUGGUGCUUUUUUUAGAUAUGGCUCUGCAUAAUUUAAGGAAACCAAGACCUUGAAGACGAUAAGGGAAGCCAUCCUCCCUUCUGCAUGGUCCCCGACCCUUUCUCCUUUGCACCUGCCAAUGCCAGAGUUCAGUGUUUAAACAGAUAAAAUAUAAAGUAUUGAGUGAUUCGUUUGCUGAAUCCACUUGGUAGGAAUAAGCCACCAGAUUUACAAUGUGCCUGAUGGAUUUUAAACAUUCUUGGGCACCCCCUCAAGAAUACUUCUUUAAAUCACCUUCUGGAGAUCCCCAGUCUCAAAGGCCCCUAGAGUAUCUGCUCUAGAGGCAAUUGAUGGCAUCUCUCAGUGCAGUGGCCCCAACUAGUGGAGAGAGAGAGAAUUUCAGUCAGACAAACAGAAAUGGGUUUCCAGAAGAAAGAAAGUUGUGGGUAGGAUGACAACUCAUUUGGAUUCUUUAAUGAAUUGGAGUGAGCCCGGGAAAACUCCACCAGCAAAGAUAUUCCAGGAACCUAUUGGCAAAGGCAGGUUGGCCAUGUGCCCUUUGUAAACUUAAUAGGUCCCACUCACCCUCUUCAAGGCUCUGGGGCAGAAAAGCCAACUUGGGACUGUUAGUCCAGCCUAACAGGACCCAUUUCCACCAUCUCUCUAUAGGCUUACCACUUAUCCCUCUGCCAAGGCAGCUUUCUUUUGUAUAUGUUUUCUGUGCCCCUCAGCCUCCACACUCCUUUCACCUUCGUGGAUUAAAACCCAGUCCUAACCACAAUCAGAAAAUGGCAAUAUGUACAGUGGCACACCUUGACCAGUCACUAAUUUUCACUGUUGUGAAAGUGAUUUGAUUUAGAAUUAAACAAAUGAUUUUAUAUAA
This is a messenger RNA of Marmota flaviventris (yellow-bellied marmot), 3057 nucleotides long. RefSeq names its product ring finger protein 185 (gene Rnf185). Lineage: Eukaryota; Metazoa; Chordata; Mammalia; Rodentia; Sciuridae. Gene Ontology annotation, biological process: ubiquitin-dependent protein catabolic process. Gene Ontology annotation, cellular component: endoplasmic reticulum. The record is from RefSeq and is a predicted model, not a curated record. Gene Ontology annotation, molecular function: metal ion binding; ubiquitin protein ligase activity.